AUGGUCUACUGUGGACCGCCUAGUCGUGGGUGCGAAACCUGCCGAAAAAGGAAAAUCCGCUGUGACCAAGUGCCGCUGCCGGACGGCUGCACGCAAUGCUCCAAAGCCAGACGUCAGUGUCCGGGCUACCGCGACCUGCAGCAGGUGCUGUUCCGCAAUGAGAGCGCCAAGGUCGAGAGGCGGGUCCAGCGCAGCUCUCAAGCAAAGAAAAAGCAUGAUGCUCGCCAGCAGCCCACUCCGCCCGCCUCUGCUUCUUCGUCUUCUACUUCACCCGUCGUAAUCGAUAGCUCUCCUGAAAAUGGGCCUGUCGAAGAGAUCGGCAGCAACAGUAGCAGCAACCUUGUGAUUCGGCGGCCCUGUUGGACAGGGAACGCGGGUCCGUCCAGAUUAAACGGCCCCAGUUCAUUCCUCGUCGACGACAGCGGGCCGAACCCAAACUUUUACGCCCUGCUCCCGUCGGCAGAUGAUCGGGCCGCCGGCUUCUUUUUCUCCAACUUCUGCAACUAUGUCGUCUUUUCCGGCGAUGGCGGCGGCUCACUGGCCCAGACCGGCCUGCGCGCAGACCUGUGGCAGAGCUCCAUCGAUCCCCAUCUCUUCACCAGCAUGAAGGCUGUCGGCCUGAUUGGCCUGUACCGCCACAGCCACAACCCGGAGUUCGAGAAGCUGGCAUGGCGCCGGUACCUUGACGCCAUCCGCGUGACCAACGAGGCCCUACGCAACCCGGCCGUAGCGACCAAGGAUAGCUCUUUGUUGGCUGUAAUCAUCCUGGGUCUGUUUGAGAGCAUCAGCGGGCGCACGCGGCAGUCGCUGGAGGCGUGGGAGAACCACGUCAACGGCGCCGCCGCCCUGAUCAGCUUGCGCGGCCGACGCCAGCUCGAGACGGCCGUUGGUCGCCGCAUGCUGAUGCAGAUCACAUCGAGCCUGCUCAUCAGCUGCUUGCAGCGCGAUGUGCCUUUUCCAGAGCCCAUCAAGGAGAUCAUGCUUGACACCACUACCGAUAAUUUCAUCGACCCAACGAACCCGCUAUACCUGUUGCGCAAGAUCAUGGUGUCCGUGGCUGACUUCCGUGCUCAAUGGCGCCAGGGCGUAGUGUGGGAUUGCCGGGCCAUCGUAAAGCGAUCGCGAGAGUUGGAUAACGAGAUGACCACCCUCAUCUCAACACUGCCAAAGUCAUGGCUGUACAGCGUCGUGCAUACGUCUGACGAUCCGGAAAUCGUUGUCAACGGCUACUACCACAUCUACCCUUCAUUCUGGCAAGCCCAAGUUUGGAAUAGCAUGCGCACCUGCCGGCUGCUGCUACUAAGCAUGACGCGUAGGGCGCUGCUCGCUGGCUUUGCCCGAACGCCGCCUAUUUUCGACCAGCCGCAGGACAUGCAGGCCUUCGCCGAAUGCACCGCGACGCUUUACCAGCUCCAAGCCGAGGUCCAGGCCAGCGUGCCCCAGCACAUUGGAUACCUGUCCGCUGUACGCCAGCGCGCACGGUACAGCGGCACCUACCCUUCUUCGCCUGUGACCAUCCAUGCCGACAACUCCUCCCCCUCCUCCUCAUCCUCAGCUUCAUCCUCGUCCUCACCCCCCUCUUCCUCAUCUUCACCCACCUCCUCCGCAAGCUCGGACGCCCCCUUCACCCGCAAAACAAUGAUCACCCGCCUCGGUCUCCUCGCCUUCCCGUGGGCCGACUUCGCCUCGUCCCCCACCGACGAUCCGGACGACUGGGAGCUCACGUCGACGCACCUGCCCCUCGUGCGCAGCUACGGCUCGUCCGUGCUGCUGUGGACGCUGUUCCUCGUCGGCAAUCAGGAACUCACGACGCGCGCGACGCAGAAGUGGGCGGCUGAGACGUGCGCGCAUAUCGGCGAGGCGAUGGGCUUGAGGCAGGCGAAUGUGCUGGCUGAUAUUCUGAAGGAGAAGAUGGAGAUUGAGGCGAGGGAGGGGGUGGUCAGGGGCGAGGGGUGA
Messenger RNA from Lasiodiplodia theobromae, 1956 nucleotides. RefSeq names its product C6 finger domain-containing protein. Gene Ontology annotation, biological process: regulation of DNA-templated transcription. Gene Ontology annotation, molecular function: DNA-binding transcription factor activity, RNA polymerase II-specific; zinc ion binding. Bases 1 to 1956 code for a protein of 651 amino acids. Lineage: Eukaryota; Fungi; Ascomycota; Dothideomycetes; Botryosphaeriales; Botryosphaeriaceae. The transcript has 2 exons. The record is from RefSeq and is a predicted model, not a curated record.